AUGAAUAAUAAGGAAGAAAAAAUAAAACUAAUUCUGUAAUUUUUAAGAUAAUUAAAAUAUGAUAAUACUUUCUAGAAACUUUAGGAACAAUCCUAAAUCUAACUAGAUCCUUAAAAUUUAGAAUUGAUUACUUAAUCAAUAAAAAAUUAUGAUAUAAUAUAAUUAGAAUAGAUCCUUAAUCAAUAUGUAGAUAAAGAAACAAAAUAAAAAUGUAUAUUGAAAAUAUUAGAAUAAAAAUAUAUUAAAUUACUUAAAUUACAUAAUGUUUAAGAAGCAAUAUAAUUAUUGAGAAAUCAUAUAACAAAUUUUUGUUCAGGUAUAAUAUAUUUAUAAAAAAUUUAGAUGAAGAAUAAAAACAUUAAUAUGCUUCAAUGAUUUAUCUACCAGAACUUAAAGUAAAAUAAGAAUAAGAAUUAAUAGAUGAAAUUAUAUAAUUGUGCUAUAAAUAAAUUGGAUUAAUUGAACCUAAUAGAUUAGUGACCAUAUUAUAAUAAUAGCAAGCAAAUAAAAUAUUAGAUUGUCAAUUUCAUAUUAAAUUAGAAUAAAAUUACAAUAUUUUAAAAAAGCAUACCUGUAAUUCCUAAUUAAAUAUAAUUAAAUAGUAGAAAAAUAUUAGUUUUUGUGUAUUUUCUAUUAAUGGUUAAUAUUAAGCCUUAGUUCAUGGUCUUUAAAUUUAUUUAUAUUAAUUUGACAACACAAAAAAUGAAUAUUAGUAAAAACCUAGGAAAAUAUAAACUGGAUAAACUAUUGCAAUAACAUCAAUAAUAUUUUCACCUUGUAGCAAAUAUAUAGGAACAUCAUCUCAAGAUUUUACAGUUUUUGUAUAUAACAUUUAAACAGAAAAUAAAUAUAGACUUGAAGGACAUAAUGCUAUUGUAUAAUGUUUAAAUUUUGUAUUAUGUGAUUAAUCUAUCAAAAAGUAGAAAAAUGAAUAUGAUAUUUAUACUAUUUCAAUAGAUGGAUGGCUUUAUGAAUGGAAUGAAAAUGAAAGAAAAGGAGGAUUAAAAAUUGAAGAGAAAUUGUUAAAAUUACAUACUCAUUAAUAAAAAGAAUUAAUGCUUUUAACUAGUUAAAAUAAAAUUAGUUUGUAUAAAUUAUAUACAAAAUAUUAAAUUUCUUAGACUUCUAGUUCUAACAAUAAUUAAAAUUCAGUUGUAGAUAAACAUUUUAAUUUUGUUUUAAUUUAAGUAAAUGACACUAUAUAAUAAUUGUAUUUAUAUGCAAUACCAGAUUUAUAAUUGAUUAAAGUAUUCUAAACUACAUCAAGAAUUAAUUCUUCUUUAAAUAAUCAAUUUGAUAUAGGAUGGAUUAAUUAUAAUUUAAUAGCUGCAGGUACUAAUAAAGGUGAUUUAUUGGUAUGGCAUAUUCAAAAAUCAUGUAAACCAAUUGAGUCAUACUAAGUAAUUAAUUAAUUAAAAAUAGAUAUCAGAAUAUGAUAAAGAAAUAUCUUGUAUAAAGUUUCAUCCUACUUAAAAUUAACUCUAUGUUUAUUCAAAAAAAGAUUCAAGAAAACAAUUAUCUACAUAGCAAUAGACUACUGAAGAUUUAAGAACUUAAUUAUUAUAAUAAAGGAAUCAAUAUCAAAGAUAAUCAGGAGGAAUGCAAUAACUAUUAAAUCUUUUAUAGAUAAUUGCUAUGUAAGAUCAAAUGAAUAGUAAUCGAUAAUCAAUGUUAUAAGAUGAUAAAGAAAGUAGUGAUGAAGAUAUUUGA
Messenger RNA from Paramecium primaurelia, 1710 nucleotides. The record is from the annotation of a GenBank genome assembly. NCBI's taxonomy places the organism in Eukaryota, Ciliophora, Oligohymenophorea, Peniculida, Parameciidae.